AUGGCGGUCUACCAGGUGUUCUCUCAUCCUGAAUUACGCCGGUACAAAACUCACGUUUGUACGAAGGCCACCGUCCUCCAGUUCCUUAUUGUGUUACUAACAUUUAUUCCACCAUUGUUUGUAGUCUACAGAAGUACUGGAUUUUGGCAAAGGGAGGCUUAUUUCAGAGAAGUACCAUCAAUUACAUUUAAGAAGCAGCUGUUGAUGGUGCUGGAAUUGAGGAAUGGUCAGUAUGUAACCUGGAGUACAUAUCAGAACUACAACCAGCUCCAGCAGGAACACCUAAGAAUUCCAGCCAUCAAGACAAGGGAAGAGGAUUCUAACAGUGAUGGGAAAUUUGACAAGCUGAUUUUGAGGCUGGAAGUACCAUUGUCUUCGGAUGAAGAGGUUCAGGGUGUUCACCUUCUGCUUAUGUUUAGGUACAAGCUUCAGAAAUUCACCACCCUGACAAUGGAGUCUAUGGCUUACCUUCACUACCAGUCUGCAGCUGCAGGCUCCGAGAUGUGGAUGGUGGGAGAUAUACGCUUUAAACAAAAACAGCCCAUUGGUCAUAAAGGAAUAGACAACAGAUACAAUAUAUCUGUGAUAGAUUCCAGCAGUAUCUAUGCUGAAGACUUCAAGCUCACCAAAAUUUUCCAGUCUUACUCAGAUCGCAACUUGGCGACCGUGGUGGACAAUAGCUAUUACGUGUGGACUGCUGGACGAGGGGCUGACCAACCAUUUGUCAUCAGUGCUAACAUCAACUACCUGGAGGAUGUCUAUCUCUACACCCCAGGCUUCUGGUAUCUCAUUAAGUGGGGCUGGGUUCAGUAUGUGGCUGUACUGCUCAUUUUCCUCUUUGCCUUCGACAGAAUCAAGAUCUUCAUAUUUCAGAACCAGCUUGUCAACACCAUGGUGGACUCAACAACAAAACAUGUGAACAAGUCUUUGUGAUCCAGUUAUAUCCUGAUCUUGGUCAGACAUCAUUCCACAUGCUAGAUCAGUAGAUCGUCUGGAUCUUCACCUUUUUGAGGAGAAGAAAUCGUGAAAAUGAUGCAAUCUUUACAUGAUGCAGACUUAUAUGAAAGUGUGAGACAAGUUAUAUAUUGUAGAUAUCAUCUUAUAUAUUUUCAUUUUCUCUACACGAGAAAGGGACAUUUGAAAAUAAUUUUUGUACCAGUUUUUGGUAUGCAUCAUGUUGCAUAGUAGUAUUUUUACAUCGUUUGAAGUUUGCAUAUUUUUUCAGUUUUCCCUCCUUUAAUGGUUCAGACAGGCCAGCCUUAAAGUGCUGUCUUCAUCUACUGCGUGUAGUUUCCAUGUGUGUACAUGUAGUCUUACAUGCAGGGAAUACAAGAAUACUUAUAUUCCGGACUACUUUGUGUGCUCUCAGAAACAUGAGAUACUUAUUUUGAUAUGGUUGAAAAGAAUGGGCUAGCAAAUGUAAAGAUUUAAAUUCCACUAGGCAACAGAUAAUUAAUUUCUUCUUACAUUUUAGACAUCUGCAAUGUUUCGCAUAGAGAGUACAUACAUUAGAAAAAUUUCUGUCGUAAUAUUAAUCUUUCAUGCACAAGGAUAUUUUUAGAGAGUUUUAUACAUGUAUAUUUAAAUGAAUUAUAGAUAAAUGUAGAUUAUUCUUUCACACUUUUGCAUGUUUCCGUCCAGUUGCAUUAAACCUGUGAAGUUAGUAUUUUUGUACAUUGUAUAUACCUGUGAAGAUUUUUAUGUGUACAUUUGUCACUCU
Liolophura sinensis is the source of this 1720-nucleotide messenger RNA. Its product is annotated as transmembrane protein 231-like. The transcript is spliced from 7 exons. Gene Ontology annotation, biological process: regulation of protein localization; cilium assembly. The coding region runs from base 1 to 933 and encodes 310 amino acids. The record is from RefSeq and is a predicted model, not a curated record. Gene Ontology annotation, cellular component: ciliary membrane; ciliary transition zone. Lineage: Eukaryota; Metazoa; Mollusca; Polyplacophora; Chitonida; Chitonidae.